This is a messenger RNA of Ambispora leptoticha, 309 nucleotides long. NCBI's taxonomy places the organism in Eukaryota, Fungi, Glomeromycota, Glomeromycetes, Archaeosporales, Ambisporaceae. The record is from the annotation of a GenBank genome assembly.
AUGGAUGCUUCUGAUUUAAAUGUGGGGGUCUUGGUAGUGUUGGCGCGUAGGCUUCGAGACGAUGCAACGGAUGAGAAAAUUAAGAAUAUUGUUUUGCACGGAAUAGCUCACGGAGACGUCAAUAUUGGAUCAGAACAACAUGAGGAAACAUUCCCGAAAGUUUGUCUAUAUACAAAAAGCUUAUGGCUAGGCCACAAACUUGGGAUCCGGUAUGGAAAUUAUGAGAUGCAAAUUUUUGUGACCCUAAAAGCUGUUCUAUGUUUAAAGAAUGAUAUAACAAAUGUUCUUGGUGAUGAAGAGUUUCGUUAA